Molecule: messenger RNA, 525 nt
Organism: Fulvia fulva
Lineage: Eukaryota; Fungi; Ascomycota; Dothideomycetes; Mycosphaerellales; Mycosphaerellaceae
Product: Cell wall integrity and stress response component 3
Exons: 2
Coding region: 1-525 (174 amino acids)
Source: RefSeq, a predicted model, not a curated record
AUGCCAUCAAUCAAUACACUCGUUUCGUUCUUGAGUGCUGUCACUGCAGCGGCCGCCUGGAAAUCGCAAGGAUGCUAUAGCUCGACAGGCUCACUCGAGAGCCAGGGCACGUAUAUCUACCAGUCAGCGGGAUACUGUGCGGAUCAAUGUAAAGCUAGUGCUGCUAUGGCACUUACUGGUGGGGACGAAUGCUUUUGUGGCAACGAGUUGCCUCCUGCGAGCAGCAAAGUCGAGGACUCGCGAUGCGACACGACGUGUUUUGGAUACCCCGCGGAUAUAUGCGGUGGUGAUGGCCUUUUCUCUGCAUACACGCUCACAAACUCGGGUGGCGGCGUAUCUGGAAAUUCAAGUGCUGUUGCACCUUCGUCUGUGGGCUCGGCUGGCUCGACUGGCUCCAACACUACCUCUUCGCCUUCAAUCACGGCAUCCUCGACGCAAUCUGCAGCCUCGUACACCGGUGCAGCGUCUCAACAGGUCCCUGGGCUCGGCGCUUUGAUCGUCGCAGGUAUAGCUGCCGCGUUGUAA